Ceratotherium simum simum (southern white rhinoceros) is the source of this 3639-nucleotide messenger RNA. It is a transcript of the gene GPD2, whose product is annotated as glycerol-3-phosphate dehydrogenase 2. The record is from RefSeq and is a predicted model, not a curated record. Gene Ontology annotation, biological process: glycerol-3-phosphate metabolic process. Gene Ontology annotation, molecular function: glycerol-3-phosphate dehydrogenase (quinone) activity; calcium ion binding. NCBI's taxonomy places the organism in Eukaryota, Metazoa, Chordata, Mammalia, Perissodactyla, Rhinocerotidae. Gene Ontology annotation, cellular component: mitochondrion.
GGGCCGGAGCAGCCUGGGCCCGGAGGUAUCCGGGCUGGAUGUGGCGGCCGCGCCGCCCAGGCCAGCCUUCGGGGAGGGAGGAGGAGCAGGGGCCGGAGGAGGAAGCCGCCAGGGAGGCGGGGGCGCGGCGGCUCCGGGCGGGUCGGGUUACGCUGGCUCAGCCUGCCCGGGAGUGACAUCCACGCGCGCCCUGCCGCGAGGACCAGGGCCGACGCUCUGAUUCAGGGGGAGGCAGAGACUCCGCCCUGGCCGCAGGAACUGGGUGCUCCUGCUCUAUCUCCUCGCGCGAGAGGAUCAAUCUCAGGCUAAGAAAUGGCAUUUCAAAAGGCAGUAAAAGGGACUGUUCUUGUUGGAGGAGGUGCUCUUGCAACUGUUCUAGGCCUGUCUCAGUUUGCUCAUUACAGAAGGAAGCAAGUGAACCUGGCCUAUGUUAAAGCAGCAGAGAACAUUUCAGAACCUGUUAACAGGGAGCCUCCUUCCAGAGAAGCUCAGCUACUGACUUUGCAAAACAUGUCCGAAUUCGAUAUCCUUGUCAUCGGAGGAGGAGCAACGGGAUGUGGCUGUGCACUAGAUGCUGUCACCAGAGGACUAAAAACAGCCCUUGUAGAAAGAGAUGAUUUCUCAUCGGGGACCAGCAGCAGAAGCACUAAAUUGAUCCAUGGUGGUGUGAGAUAUCUUCAGAAGGCUAUCAUGAAGUUGGAUAUUGAGCAGUAUAGGAUGGUAAAAGAAGCCCUUCAUGAGCGUGCCAACCUGCUAGAAAUUGCUCCCCAUUUAUCAGCUCCGUUGCCUAUAAUGCUUCCUAUUUACAAGUGGUGGCAGUUACCUUACUACUGGAUUGGAAUCAAGAUAUAUGACCUGGUUGCAGGAAGUAACUGCCUGAAAAGCAGUUAUGUCCUCAGCAAAUCCAGAGCCCUUGAGCAUUUCCCAAUGCUCCAGAAGGACAAACUUGUGGGAGCAAUUGUCUACUAUGAUGGACAACACAACGACGCACGGAUGAACCUUGCCAUUGCUCUUACUGCUGCCAGGUAUGGGGCUGCCACGGCCAAUUACAUGGAGGUCGUGAGCUUGCUCAAGAAGACAGACCCCCAAACGGGCAAAGAGCGUGUGAGCGGUGCACGGUGCAAGGAUGUACUCACAGGGCAGGAAUUUGAUGUGAGAGCCAAAUGUGUUAUCAAUGCCACGGGACCUUUCACAGACACUGUGCGCAAAAUGGAUGAUAAGAACGCAGCAGCUAUCUGCCAGCCGAGCGCUGGUGUCCACAUUGUGAUGCCGGGUUAUUACAGCCCAGAGAGCAUGGGACUUCUUGACCCAGCGACCAGUGAUGGGCGAGUUAUUUUCUUCUUACCCUGGCAAAAGAUGACUAUAGCUGGCACUACUGACACUCCAACUGAUGUUACACCCCAUCCUAUUCCUUCGGAAGAAGACAUCAACUUCAUUUUGAAUGAAGUGCGCAACUACCUGAGUUGUGAUGUUGAAGUGAGAAGAGGGGAUGUCCUGGCAGCAUGGAGCGGUAUUCGUCCCCUUGUGACAGAUCCCAAGUCUGCAGAUACUCAGUCCAUCUCCCGAAAUCACGUUGUGGACAUCAGUGAGAGCGGCCUCAUCACGAUAGCAGGUGGAAAGUGGACAACCUACCGAUCUAUGGCAGAAGAUACCAUAAAUGCUGCCGUCAAGACCCAUGAUUUGAAAGCGGGACCAAGUAGAACUGUUGGGCUUUUCCUUCAAGGGGGCAAAGAUUGGAGCCCCACACUCUACAUUCGGCUUGUCCAGGAUUACGGACUUGAAAGUGAGGUGGCACAGCAUCUGGCCGCCACCUAUGGUGACAAGGCUUUUGAGGUGGCCAAAAUGGCAAGUGUGACCGGAAAAAGGUGGCCCAUUGUUGGAGUGCGUCUUGUGUCAGAAUUUCCAUACAUUGAAGCAGAGGUGAAAUAUGGAAUUAAGGAGUACGCCUGCACGGCAGUGGAUAUGAUUUCACGUCGCACUCGCCUGGCCUUUCUGAAUGUCCAGGCAGCAGAGGAAGCCCUCCCCAGGAUUGUUGAACUGAUGGGCAGAGAACUGAAUUGGGAUGAGUAUAAGAAACAGGAGGAACUUGAAACAGCCAGGAAAUUUCUGUAUUAUGAAAUGGGCUAUAAAUCUCGAUCAGAACAGUUAACAGAUCGCUCUGAAAUUAGCCUACUGCCUUCAGACAUUGACAGGUAUAAGAAGAGAUUUCAUAAGUUUGAUGCAGACCAAAAGGGCUUUAUUACCAUUGUUGAUGUUCAGCGUGUAUUAGAGAGUAUCAAUGUCCAAAUGGAUGAAAAUACACUACAUGAAAUUCUGAAUGAAGUAGAUUUGAACAAAAAUGGACAGGUUGAACUCAAUGAAUUUUUGCAGCUGAUGAGUGCUAUUCAAAAAGGAAGGGUGUCUGGAAGCCGGCUUGCUAUACUAAUGAAAACUGCAGAAGAGAACCUGGACAGAAGAGUUCCCAUUCCGGUGGACCGAAGUUGUGGAGGAUUGUGAGUCUGAGCAGUAAAUCCACAGCCAACAAACAUAGGAACAGCAAAGCAUCAUGUAACAACAACCAGAGAUGACUCACACCACUCCAAAAUAGUGGAUCUGGAUAGCUGCCUUUUUUAACACUGGGACACAUUCCAAAGCUUUAGGAUGUCGAUGUAUACCCUUUAUUUGUAUUCGCCAUUCAAUCUAGCUUCUAAAAAGCAUAUUUUAUCUUUUUUUCUCAUUUUGAAGGCACAAUGAUUUAAUCUUUUGCAUCCAUUUUGUGACCUGUUAGACUGGACAUGCUUCCUUUUUGUUUAUUUUUCAUUUAUUCUAAAUUAGUUCUAGAGGCAGAAUAUUUUGGCAGAAAUGGAAAGAAGCAGCUAGAAGAAUUUUGUGACGUGUACAAAGCUCUGGACGUUAAGCUUGUAGAUAGUGUUUGUUCUUAAAAGAAAUUGAAUGGGGAGUGACCUAUUGAAAUGAUAGUGUUUCUGGAGACUUCUCAGCCCCUUCUUUCUCCAGCUUGUCUUCCUUCCUCUUCCAACAGUGUUGUGCAAUUUUAUAUCUAGAGCAUGACUGGAAGAACUGGAGUGGGAAGAAAAAGUUUAGAUCCGGUUACAGGAGUGAGUCGCAAAGAGAAACUCUGAAAGCUUCCAGAAUCACAGGUAUAAGAUAAGGAUAGCACUGACAUUUGCUGGGAGCUACAGUGAUAGUUUCAUCUCAGCAAUUCAUUUUUUUUUCUCCAGUCACUGCUGGUUUUUCUUUGACUAUUAUAGUUGCCAGGAAGAUCCUUGCUUUUUUUACUUUAAAACCAGCGUGUAAGUGGCAAGUUGGAUGUAAUGGGAUGAGACUAAAUUUCUCAAAUCUUUACAGUAGUAAUAAAUUUAAGGAUUAAAAACCUGUGUUUAUAUAUCCACAUAUGAUAGCACAAUUUUCAAUCCCCAAAUCCUAAAUCUUGGAGCAUGUGAGAUUGUCAAACAUAGCCUAUUUUGCUUAGUUUAUUGCAUCAUUUUUUGGGAGUAUUGGUAAAUAGUAAAAGAGGAUAGAAAUAGCCUUUAGUUAACUUUAGUUAUAAUUAUUUGUAAAAAGGCACAAUGCUGCAAUAUUCAAGGUCAUUGUGGUUGCUUAAAGCCUUUCUCUUUCUGUACUCAAUGGAAAAUUUCUCAA